AGGCCCCAUGCUGAGCCCCACAGCGCGGCGGGCCAAGGCCUAUCCCUUCUCUCUGUCGCCCAUCGUGGAGGAAGACAGUCUCCGCAGCGAGGAAAUGGUGGAGGGGGGGCCUGUCGCGGGAUGACAGGGGACUCAUGGUGCCACCAGCCACAGAGGAGCUGAGGAGUCUGAGCGGAGGUGUGGGGAUGGAGCAGCUGGCCUCGUCCUCCUCUCUGUCCAUCCUGUCCCUGCUGCAGUCGGUCAGCGAGCGCCUGCAGUCCAGUGGCUACUCCGACACGGAUGCAGACUUAGAGGAGCCCUUCAUCCCUCCUCUACGGCGGCCCCUAUGGGACUUCUUUAACAGUGGCCAGGCGGAGGGUGAGGAGGGGGAUGGCCAGGGAAUGGAUGGAGACCAAAGUAGCAAGCAGGAGGGCCCAGGCUCUCUGACACUUCCUACUGAUCCAUUUACUAUGGGACCUCGAGAAGGGUAUCCAAUGGAGGACGUGAACUAUCUGCCCACCCAAAAGCCUGCAGAUUCGCCCAUGAAUCAGUAUUUGAAAUCAGCGCCGCCAGUGUUGCCAGAGCCUGAUGAUGACAACGGUGAACAUCAUGCCGAACUCAUUCCGCGCCUCAGUGAUAAUAAGUGUCCAUCCACAGCAACCGACAUGGGGGAAAAUUGGAGUUGUGGAAAGGUCAUCCCAAGGCCUACUCUGAUGAACAUCUUUGAUGGUGUGACAUUCUCUGGGGAGAGGCGGACUAUCCAUGCAGACCAGGAGGAUUCUGGGAUGGUGUUUCCACAGGGUGCCUCUGUGCGAGUCUUGGGAGGAUGCUGGCUUCUGUACCUGGAGCCGGGGUUCCAGGGCCCCUGGGUGCUACUGGAGGAAGGGGAGACGGUACUGAGCCACCAACUGGGCCAGCAGCAGGCCAGCCAGGGGAUAAAGAACAAGCCCACCAGCAUCACCAUCGGCUCCAUCAGAAGACUACUGAAGGAUGACAGCACUCCAGAAAUUCAUCUGCUUCCGAUCGGAGCGCCAGGAGGAGCCACGGAGCAUCUCUACUCGAAAGCGGACAUCUUGGGAACACGUGGUGGACCUAUCCACCUGUCAAACCUGACUGUCAAGUCUGGCUGUUGGCUUGCCUAUGACAACCCUGGUUUCCAUGGGAACUAUGCGAUUAUGGAAGCAGGUGGCUCCCCAACACCUGGCGCUGGUCAUCCCCAGGUCGCCGCUGUGAGGUCACUGAGACCCCUCAGAAUGAGUGGACUCAGAGUGAGGAGACCUCUGGAUCCUAAGCUGUUGGUGUUCGAGCAGCCCCACUUCCAGGGGCGGAGCGGAGAGCUGGGAGGCCACACCCCCAGUCUGGGAGCUGUGGCUGGGCUGAAGGGGGCAUUGUCGCUACGGGUCAUUGGUGGAGUAUGGGUGGGCUACACUGGAGAGGACUACACAGGGUGGCAGUAUUUACUGGAGGAGGGAGAAUACAGUGACUGCGCAGAUCUGGGUGGAGCCGAUCACCCUCUGCUGCUCUCCUUCCGCUUCUUACAGGCAGACUUCAUAGAGCCCUCAGUGUCACUGCAGGAGGAAACUGGCUGUCCUGGAGACGGGGGGAGGAACAUUUUGGAUCUGGACAUCCCUGAUCUGGAGAAAGCUGGAGCCACAGAGAAGACCACUGCCAUCUCUGUGAAGAGUGGAGUAUGGGUGGCGUAUAGCGAGCGAUGCUUCAGCGGAGAGCAGUGCAUACUGGAGAAAGGCAAACAUCCUGCCACUCUGCACUGGGGUGGCAACUAUGGAGCAGCUAAGUCUAUCAGACCCAUACGAUUGGAACUUUGUGGCACCGGAGAACCAAAGGUCUUGCUGCGGGCCUACAGCCAGCCCCACUACGGGGGAGUGAGUGAGGAGUACGAGGGGGAGGCAGGACACUGUGGAUCUCCCUCCCCCAUGUCCUUCAGAGUCAUCAGGGGAAACUGGCUGCUCUUUGAUGAGGAUGGUUACUAUGGAAACCAGUAUGUCCUGGGAGAGGGUCUUUAUCCUGACCUCAUUUCCUGUGGCUGUGUGGACACUUCUGUCAAAUCACUGAGGCCCAUUCCCUAUAGUUUCUCCGACCCGUCCAUCAGCCUGUUCUCCCUGGAUUACUUAGAGGGCCCGAAGAUGGUUGCCGUAACACCCACAGAGCAGAUGAAGGACUUCUUCACUCAGUCUCUGCGGGUUGACAGUGGACUGUGGGUGGUGUAUGAAUAUAGUCACUAUAAGGGCCGUCAGAUGCUGCUGCAGCCAGGGGAGCUUCCUGUGUGGGGAGAGCACAGCGGCUGGGACACCAUUGCCUCCUUACGGCCCCUCAAACAGCCCAGGCUUUAUAUAGAGGUAAGGAACCGUGCCCUGGGUUCAGUGCUGACCUCUGAGAUUGUCCAGGACGACUUGUCCCUGGCCAGAGUGUCCCUGUCCCCGGCCUGCUCUCUGGACACCCAGCGCUGGCUCUUCACCGGAGGGCUGCUCUGCUGCAAGGCUAGUAAGGCGUGUCUGUCAGUGAUCGGAGGGAAGGCCACAGUGGGGGCCAGAGUGGCCCUGUGGGCGGAGCAUGGACGCACACACCAGAGAUGGAGCCUGAACCACAACGGAACCAUCUCUUCCCAUCUCAACCACAAACUAGUACUGGACUUCAGAGGUAGAACAAGUUUCGAGAGGGACCACCUGGUUGUCAAUGAAUUCGCUGCUGAUCAGGCCACACAGUUCUGGGACAUGGAGUUGGUCUAGAAGAAAACUCCUGCCAAAGCCAUGAGGCAUCCCAGUGCAGUAUGGGAGAUGUUUGUUGUGGUUUUUGUUUCUAUCCUGGCAGAGCACUUCUCCCAGCCAUCUGGCCAACGUGUCCAUGACAAAUGAGCAAGAAGCAUCGCGUUCAUUUCCUGUGUCUUUUUUUGCUUGAUCUCAGGACCCAGAAACCAUUGCAGCGGCGCUGACACACAGAGUAACGAUACAGAAUCCAAUCGUCUUUCUCUACUUGAACAUGUCAGUGUGGCACUUAAUUCUAAAGCUAAUGUGUAGACAGUUAAGAACUGACAGGGGAAUUUAAAGCCAAAACUACAGGAUCAAGGCAGUUGAGCAAUCACAUAAAGGUUAUGAUAACUACCACUACUACACCAUUGAAAUAGAAUAGAUUUCAGUCAGCCAGUCUUUAACCUAAUGGGCUUACUGCUCUGUCUGAGGCAAUAUAAUGUAGCUUCUUAGCUUCUAUUUCUGAUAUCUUUUCUCAAGCACAUUUGCACUACCAAGAUUUUCACGUGAAAUGCGGCCAACAUCUUGUUUCUCUCGAUGAUGUCAAGGAAUUUGUUGCUGUAAGCUACCCUCGUCCUUAAAAUAUCAUGUCACCACUAACUGCCACUAGCCCAAAGUAAAAUAGUCACCGGCCCUCUACAAAUGUGUUCAGCGGGAGUGUUUUAAAAGAGCGUCUGGUUAUUUCACUGGAGCAAAAGGUGCAGAACCUUAAUAUAUAUGUAUGAUAUUCAGGAAUAGAUGUAAUCAAAUAUUUCUUAAAGAAUUGAUGUCCAUAAAGAUAAGAUGACAGUGUACAGUUGAGGCAAGCUGAUAAUUAAUAAUGAAGAUGUUUAUGUUUUUAAAUCUGUGAAUAAUAUUAAAGGUUAAUGUCAUAUCUGUUCA
Oncorhynchus gorbuscha (pink salmon) is the source of this 3626-nucleotide messenger RNA. RefSeq names its product beta/gamma crystallin domain-containing protein 3-like. Gene Ontology annotation, molecular function: structural constituent of eye lens. The record is from RefSeq and is a predicted model, not a curated record. NCBI's taxonomy places the organism in Eukaryota, Metazoa, Chordata, Actinopteri, Salmoniformes, Salmonidae. Bases 135 to 2726 code for a protein of 863 amino acids. The transcript has 19 exons. Gene Ontology annotation, biological process: lens development in camera-type eye; visual perception.